AUGAAAGACUCUGCUCUACUUGCUGCACUUGCAGACUGUCACAAAAGUACCCCACCAAACCGCCCCAACUUCUCGGAAAUUGCUCGACAACACCAGAUCAAUCGCCGUACCCUUCAGCGCAACUAUGAUUCCUCCUUGCAACCUCAACUUGUCUCUGUUGACCACCGAGCUCUUCUCACAGAAGCCCAAGAACAGGUGCUACUAGAGCAUGUGGAAAGCUUGGGGAAAAGACACCUCUAUCCAACACCAGCAAUCCUCCGGAACAUGGCUGCCGAGAUCAUUAAUCACCGACCAAGUGCUAGUUGGGCUAGCAAGUUCAUCAAGAAGCAUGAAGGGAGGGUAAAGUGUAUGGUCAUUGGAGGAAUGGAGGCUUCCCGUCAUGCUGCAGAGUACAGGCCAGCGUUUGAGGAUUAUUUUGACCAAUUGGAAUCUAGGUGUGAUGAUCUUAACAUUGGGCCAACUGCUAUAUACAAUAUGGAUGAGAAGGGAUUUAUGAUGGGAAGGCCAAACAAGCAGCACAGAGUUGUGCCAGUGGAGGAGGCAAAUAGGGAAGGGGGACCACUGUCCCGGGUGGAUGGAAGUCGAGAGUGGCCAUUAUCUGUCACGAACUACGUCGUGACACCUCGAUUACUCCACCAACAAUGA
Tremella mesenterica DSM 1558 is the source of this 645-nucleotide messenger RNA. RefSeq lists its product as uncharacterized. The record is from RefSeq and is a predicted model, not a curated record. The transcript has 3 exons. Bases 1 to 645 code for a protein of 214 amino acids. Lineage: Eukaryota; Fungi; Basidiomycota; Tremellomycetes; Tremellales; Tremellaceae.